Grus americana (Whooping crane) is the source of this 2062-nucleotide messenger RNA. It is a transcript of the gene SYT2, whose product is annotated as synaptotagmin 2. NCBI's taxonomy places the organism in Eukaryota, Metazoa, Chordata, Aves, Gruiformes, Gruidae. Gene Ontology annotation, cellular component: synaptic vesicle membrane; axon; dense core granule. Gene Ontology annotation, molecular function: clathrin binding; syntaxin binding; phosphatidylserine binding. The transcript is spliced from 9 exons. Gene Ontology annotation, biological process: synaptic vesicle endocytosis; calcium ion-regulated exocytosis of neurotransmitter; cellular response to calcium ion. The record is from RefSeq and is a predicted model, not a curated record. Bases 132 to 1379 code for a protein of 415 amino acids.
GGCGGAGCUGCGCGGAGCCGCCGCACGCGAGCCCGGAGGGGCCGGGGCUGCCGCAGCGCCCGCCCCGGUACCGCCGCCCUCCGCCCGCCCCGCUCUCCGCCGCCGCUCCGGCCGGGAGCCCCUGACCCACCAUGACGUUCAAGCAAGCGUCCAUGAUGGCCCCGGAAGCCAUGGCCACCACGAUGCCCAUGGCCACGAUGGAGAACUCCACUGAGGCCGCAGGGCCAGGCGAGAGCAAGGAGGACAUGUUCACCAAGCUGAGGGACAAGUUCAUGAAUGAGCUCAACAAGAUCCCCUUGCCACCCUGGGCCCUCAUCGCCAUUGCAGUGGUAGCUGGACUCCUCAUCCUCACCUGCUGCUUCUGCAUCUGCAAGAAGUGCUGCUGCAAGAAGAAGAAGAACAAGAAGGAGAAGAGCAAAGGCAUGAAGAAUGCCAUGAACAUGAAGGACAUGAAGUCAGGCAACCAGGAUGAUGAUGAUGCAGAGAUGGGUCUGACAGAAGGGGAAGGCGAGGAGGAGGAGAAGGAGCCGGAGAACCUGGGAAAACUGCAGUUCUCACUGGACUACGAUUUCCAGGCAAACCAGCUGACAGUGGGGAUACUCCAAGCUGCCGAACUGCCAGCUUUGGACAUGGGUGGCACCUCAGACCCGUACGUCAAGGUAUUCUUGCUCCCUGACAAGAAGAAAAAGUAUGAGACCAAAGUGCAGAAGAAGACACUCAACCCUGCCUUCAACGAGACCUUCACCUUCAAGGUCCCCUACCAGGAACUGGGCGGGAAGACACUGGUGAUGGCCAUCUACGACUUCGAUCGCUUCUCCAAGCAUGACAUCAUUGGCGAGGUGAAGGUGCCCAUGAACACAGUGGACCUGGGCCAGCCUAUUGAGGAGUGGCGAGACCUACAGAGUGGUGAGAAGGAGGAGCCAGAGAAGCUAGGAGAUAUCUGCAUCUCCCUCCGGUACGUGCCCACAGCCGGGAAACUCACUGUCUGCAUCCUGGAGGCCAAGAACCUGAAGAAGAUGGACGUUGGGGGUCUCUCAGAUCCCUAUGUGAAGAUCCACCUGCUGCAGAAUGGCAAGAGGUUGAAGAAGAAGAAGACCACAGUCAAGAAGAAGACCCUGAAUCCCUACUUCAACGAGUCCUUCAGCUUUGAGAUCCCCUUUGAGCAGAUACAGAAAGUGCAGGUGGUCAUCACGGUGCUAGACUAUGACAAGCUGGGGAAGAAUGAAGCCAUCGGCAAGAUCUUCACGGGCUGCAACGCCACCGGCACGGAGCUGCGGCACUGGUCCGACAUGCUGGCCAACCCCCGGCGGCCCAUUGCCCAGUGGCACUCACUGAAGCCAGAGGAAGAAGUAGAUGCAGCUCUCGGGAAAAACAAAUAGGAAGAUCUGCCGGCCAGCGCAGCACGGCACUGCGGACAGUCAAAACGACCCAGAGCUACUGAUACCUCAGUUACGCAACCUUUGGUUUUGGGUUUUUUUUUGUUCUGUUUUAAGCUGAAAUACCCUUUGAUGGCUGUGGAAGAGUUUCCAGACAGUACCAAUAGCUUCCAGGGGAAGAGGUUAAAAACAACGGAUGGUUCUUUUUGUUCUUCAGCAUCGCUCCCUUCUGCUGCAUGUCCCAUCGCGUCUGCCCACAAUCCCUUCCAGGUGCAAAGCCACCGUCACGCCUGGGACCUUCCCCGGUGGCCACGUCACCAGCCCGCAGCACUGCUGCCGCCAUCCUUCCCUCGGGCUCACGUGGGGAACCGUCGAACGUUGCGUGGAGGCGAUACCAGAGCCUGAUCGUGCGAGAUGACCAGACCCACUGUGCUUGCUUGGGGCAUGGACAGCUGCGUGGACGUCAAAGUGGUGGAGAAGACCCUCUGCAGGAGACCGAGGCGCCUCCCGCUCCUGCUCUGCCUCCCUCCGUCCGGGAAGGGCAGGAGCCGUGGUUUCGGGCUGAGGGUGGCCAAGUGCCCCCCGGCCAGCUCCAGGUUUGGCUCCUUCUGGGCAGAGGUUUGCAGGGACGGCGGGGUCCCGCUGCGGCCAGCCUGGCAGUGGGUGCCGAGCCCUCGGCGUUGCAG